AUAAAUCAAAAUCAAAAUCUCCAAAAUACAAACAGUUAGUCAUAAAAUGAAUGUAUCCUAUAUUUGAAGAAAGCUGACGCAUGGUUUUUGCAUCGAGGAAACGUUUCUUCUUCAUUUAAACACAUUAGUAUUUUGGGGCUCCUUAAUUUGCUCUGGCAACUCGCCGGGUAAGACAUGAAAAACUCUUUCUGGGUAUGCUUUGUUCUACUGAUUUUCUCUUCCGGAUGUGUAGCUCAAUCGAUUGUAGAGUCACUACCUGGCUAUCCCGGAAAGCUUCCAUUCAAACUAGAAACAGGAUAUGUGAGUGUGGGAGAAUUGGAUGAAGUGCAGUUGUUUUAUUACUUUAUCGAGUCGGAAAGAAACCCAGUGAAGGAUCCUUUGUUACUAUGGCUUACUGGGGGCCCUGGUUGUUCUGGUUUCUCCGGUCUUGCAUUUGAAGUGGGUCCACUACUUUAUGAUUAUAAGGCUUUCAAUGGGAGCUUGCCAUCAUUUGUAGAUAAUCAAUACUCAUGGACUCAGAUUGCAAACAUGAUAUUUUUGGAUGCACCGGUGGGCACCGGCUUCUCCUACUCCACAACCCAGAAAGGAUGGCAUUCCUCUGACACACUUUCAACCAAAGCAAUCUACGAAUUUCUAAGGAAGUGGAUCCUGGAACAUCCCAGAUUUAGCAAUAAUCCUCUUUACAUAACCGGUGAUUCCUAUUCCGGCAUGAUCGUUCCCAUGGUCACUUAUGAAAUAGCAAAGGGUAAUAGGGCUAGAAAACAUCCAAUGUUGAAUCUACAGGGUUACACGCUUGGCAACCCAGUAACAGAUUUACACAAUGAUGAGAAUUCAAGAGUUCAAUAUUUUUACCGCGUUGGACUAAUAUCAACUGAACUUUAUGAGUCAGUCAAACGGAGUUGUCAGGGGGAAUAUAUUUCACCAAAUAUUCAAGACCCCCAAUGCUUUAACGAUAUUGCACAAAUAGCAAUGUGCACUAUAAAAGUAAACGACGCACAGAUUUUGGAACCUAAGUGUAGUUUUGCAUCUCCAAAGCCUCAGGGUCUUCAUUGGGGACGCAAAUUUUUCGACGAUCUUCCCAUUGAUAUAGCCUUUGCUUCAAGUAAACGUGAAGAAAAUUGGUUUGACUAUUAUUUCUUACAGAAUUCCAACUAUGUGCUCUCAUAUAUCUGGGCGAACGAUCAAUCUGUGCAACUAGCUCUUCACGUCAGAAACGGAACUAUAAUUGAUUGGAAGAGAUGCAACAAAACGUUGGAUUAUGAUAGUGAUAUCUUGAGCACGGUGUAUUAUCACAGAAUACUAAUGGCAAUGGGCUAUCGAGCUUUGAUAUACAGUGGUGAUCAUGACAUGAUGAUUCCAUACACGGGUACACUUUCUUGGAUCAAAACUCUCAAUUUGAGUACCAUUGAUGGUUGGAGACCAUGGUUCGUUGAGGGUCAAAUUGCUGGAUUCACCAUGAAGCUUUCCGAAGCUGCUACUAUUGGAGACGGUUUGGUUUUUGCAACUGUCAAGGGAGGAGGUCACACAGCUCCAGAGUAUAAGCCUAAGGAAUGUUUUCAAAUGGUUGAUAGGUGGUUAUCUUAUUACUUUCUGUAGCAAUACGUCCAUCAAUUUUCAAAGAUUGCAGUAAUGGAGGUUGUUUUAGAGAGAAUCUAAUUAUAUUUUGUGAGGCAUUUCUCACAAAAUUAUUCAUAUGCCUUCGUAACUAUGUAUUGUAAACAUUACAAUAAUUUUAUAAUUAUUGUAACUCUUGUGGAAGUACUAGAUUACAGAGUAAAUGGUGAGUAAA
Pistacia vera is the source of this 1789-nucleotide messenger RNA. Its product is annotated as serine carboxypeptidase-like 18. Gene Ontology annotation, molecular function: serine-type carboxypeptidase activity; acyltransferase activity, transferring groups other than amino-acyl groups. NCBI's taxonomy places the organism in Eukaryota, Viridiplantae, Streptophyta, Magnoliopsida, Sapindales, Anacardiaceae. Gene Ontology annotation, biological process: secondary metabolic process; proteolysis. The coding region runs from base 175 to 1596 and encodes 473 amino acids. The transcript has 14 exons. The record is from RefSeq and is a predicted model, not a curated record.